AUGACUAAUCUUCUACUUUUGGCUGACAUCGCUGCUCGAAGUCUCAGCACGGUUGACGCCUGUGCUCAGACAGAGUUUGUUGACUCGCCGUCCACAAAGCCCUGUCCAUUUUCGGAGCUUAGCGAUUUGCAUUGCUAUCGCUUUCAUGACUACGUGAGGCGCAACGACUUCGACAUACUCGUCAACUCGACCCACGAUUACUAUUAUCGACUAGCCGCUCCAGACAAAGACUUGGAACAUUCCUAUGCAUUCCCUUUAUGCAGUACUCAGGAGUCGGACCGGCUCAACGCUACCUCCGAAGACAUGGCUGAGUUUCCAGAAACAGGGGGUGCCAGUUGCCUUCUGGACGACGACCUGGAAACGUUCGAACUGGACGACGUGGAGUUCGAUGAGCUUUUCGCUUACCUGUGCCCAGAAUCACAAUGUCUUAGCUCAAAUCAAGUUCUUGUCUGUCAGGAUUCUACAGACUCGCUCGCUAAACCCGGCAUCAUCUGUGAGCUGAAUUUCUGUCAAAACCGUGGUGAAUCUGUCGAUCACUGUGUUGCUUGCCGGUGGGGCGACUGUGCUCAGAAGUUUUCCUCCGUCGCGAAGUACUUGUUGGAAAGGCACAUCCGUAUUCACACCAACGAAAAGCCUUACACCUGCAGCAGCUGCGAAAAAAGCUUUCCUACCAAGGAACGACUGUCGAUUCAUCUCAGAAAGCAUCAAAGUAAUGGCGAUUUUAACCGCGUUAUCGUUUUGUUGCAUGCUUACUUUACACUGAUCAGUAUUUGCGUUCUGAUAUCUAACUGACU
This is a messenger RNA of Soboliphyme baturini, 794 nucleotides long. The record is from the annotation of a GenBank genome assembly. NCBI's taxonomy places the organism in Eukaryota, Metazoa, Nematoda, Enoplea, Dioctophymatida, Soboliphymatidae.